AUGGCGCGGGCCUCAGAUCCUUCUCCCCAAACAGCUCCAACGCAGGUCCAAUCUACACAGCUAUCCGUAGCCACGGACGACGAGAUAGACUCCAAGCCACAUCCGCACCUGAAAGCUGGGCACCACUUACCACUAUGGCGCAAAUGUCUGAUCUUAUUUGUCGUCAGCUGGAUGACAUUGUUGGUCACAUUUUCAAGCACAUCCCUGUUAACUGCGAUUCCUGAAAUUGCCAACGAUUUGUCGACGACCCGGGAAAUCCUGAACAUUGUGAAUGCGGGUGUCCUGAUUGCAAUGGGAUUUUCGUCAUUCAUCUGGGGCCCCAUUUCUCAGAUUGUUGGCCGGCGCCAUGCCUAUAAUAGUGCAACUUUGGUGCUGUGCGCAUGCUCGGCGGGUGCCGCAGUAUCAACCAACUUACAUUCUUUCGUUGCGAUGCGUGUAUUGUGCGGUCUCACGGGAACCUUCUUCAUGGUCGCGGGUCAGACCAUCAUUGCAGAUAUAUUCCGGCCAACUGUGCGUGGGACUGCGGUGGGGUUGAUGAUGGCUGGCUCAGUGAGCGGACCUGCGAUCGGCCCAUGUGUUGGAGGAGUGAUUGUGACAUUUUCCCAGUGGCGUGUCAUCUACUGGCUUCAAUUCGGAAUGACCCUUUUUGGGUUGAUAUUGUCCUUGAUCAUCAUUCCAGACAUCACGAGGCAUCGGUCCCAAUCUGUCGAGAAACGACCGAUCAGCUUGUUUUACGUCGUCCGGCUCUUCAAUCCUCUGCAUGUGUUCCGCCCUUUCAUCUACCCGAAUGUUGUCCUCUGUCAUUUUACCUGUGGCCUACUAGCAACUUUCCAGUAUGGCUUUCUCACCUCUGCUCGCUCAAUUUUCAAUCCUCGCUUCCACCUACAAACACCUCUGGUCAGUGGCUUGUUUUAUCUAUCACCGGGACUGGGCUUCCUCAUUGGAAGUAUUGUAGGAGGCAAGUUAUCGGAUCGUGCGGUCAAACAAUGGAUCAAAAAGCGCAACGGUACAAGACUGCCUCAAGAUCGGCUGAACAGCGGGCUUGUCAACUUGUUUGUCGUUCUUCCAUCAUCUACUCUGAUCUACGCAUGGACGUUACAACAAGAAGUGGGCGGCAUGGCUGUACCGAUCAUCAGUGCCUUUGCUGCUGGUGUAGGGCUGCUGGGCACUUUCAAUGGGCUCAACACUUAUUCAGCCGAGGUAAUCCCACAACUUCGCUUUCAAGUGAUCAGUGGCAAGUACGUGAUGCAAUACGCCUUUGCCGCGGCAGCCACAGCCUCUGUCGAACCAUCGAUCGGCUGUAUCGGCGUUGGCUGGACAUUUACCAUUUAUGUAUUCUUGGCGCUACUCGGCGGACUUUGUGUCUGUGCCAUUAUCCGAUGGGGGUUUGACAUGCAACGCUGGGUAGAAAGGACAUUCGACGUUGACGAGAAACCAUCAUCUGCAUAG
Molecule: messenger RNA, 1449 nt
Organism: Penicillium diatomitis
Lineage: Eukaryota; Fungi; Ascomycota; Eurotiomycetes; Eurotiales; Aspergillaceae
Product: putative MFS transporter
Exons: 6
Coding region: 1-1449 (482 amino acids)
Biological process (GO): transmembrane transport
Molecular function (GO): transmembrane transporter activity
Source: RefSeq, a predicted model, not a curated record